CCAAAAAUUACCCAUUUGUACUACCUGAGAGAGUCACUCGGGCAAGACAGACACGAAGGUCGGCCGAAAUCGGAGAGGAGCAGACGAGCAGUGAUGAAGGAAGACACACGGAAUCGUAAAAGGAAGAGAGGGAAGCGCCGCCAAAAACCCGCCGCCUCUCCGCCUCCUAGCGGAGAUAAUGCUUCUUUUGCUAAGCACAAAUCCGGCGAUUCAUCCUCGGUUUCCGCCUUGCAGAGCAAAACCAUCUCUAAACCCAACAAAACUUCAUCAUUUAUCGAUAAGAUGAGGGCGAGAUUGUCAGGGGGACACUUCCGUAUGAUUAAUGAGAAGCUUUACACAUGCUCUGGAGAUGAGGCACUCAACUAUUUCAAACAAGAUCCACAGUUGUUUAGUGUGUAUCAUGCAGGGUACCAAGAACAGAUGUCACAUUGGCCUGAUCAGCCAGUUAACAUAAUGAUGAAGUGGCUCAAAGAUCACGACCCUUCUUUAGUAGUGGCUGACUUUGGCUGUGGAGAUGCACGGCUCUCAAGGAGUGUGAAGAAUAAAGUUUUCUCUAUUGAUCUUGUGUCAAAUGAUCCUUCGGUUAUAGCCUGUGAUAUGUCAGAUACUCCUCUGGGUUCCUCCUCUGUGGACGUUGCUGUGUUUUGCCUUUCACUGAUGGGAAUAAACUAUUCAAGCUAUCUUCAAGAAGCUCAUCGAGUUCUUAAGCCUGGUGGGUGGCUCCUGAUAGCCGAGGUAAAGAGCAGACUUGAUCCAAAUACUGGGGGAGCAGACCCUGUGAAGUUUGUGAAAGCUGUAUGUGAACUUGGAUAUACGUCCGUACUUAAGGAUUUCUCCAAUAAGAUGUUUGUACUCCUCUACUUUAAGAAAAAGGAUAAGCAAAAGUUGCAGGGAAGGGAAAUUGAUUGGCCUGAGCUCAAGCCUUGCAUAUACAAGCGUCGCUAGGUUGUCCAAGUUUGCACUAUCAGUCAUGUAGAGUUUUCUUGGCGUUGGUACUUUUUUGAGCUUCCAUGUCUUAGGAUCUAGAUGUACAACAAAUUGACAAUAUUCUUAAGAGUCUUGAAACAUUUUACUAGUAUUUUUAUAGCAUCUAUAUUAUGUAUUUUGUUAUAUUGUUGAGAGAAAA
Ipomoea nil (Japanese morning glory) is the source of this 1126-nucleotide messenger RNA. RefSeq names its product ribosomal RNA-processing protein 8. NCBI's taxonomy places the organism in Eukaryota, Viridiplantae, Streptophyta, Magnoliopsida, Solanales, Convolvulaceae. The record is from RefSeq and is a predicted model, not a curated record. The coding region runs from base 94 to 945 and encodes 283 amino acids. Gene Ontology annotation, molecular function: methyltransferase activity. Gene Ontology annotation, cellular component: nucleolus. The transcript is spliced from 9 exons.